AAUACAGUUUUUACGGUGAAUAACAAUACAUUUAUAAAAUGUUGAAAAAAUUUUAGUUUUCUUGACCGUGAUAAAUGUGCAAAACUCCGAUAAAAAUAGUUAAUAGUUUUUUAAUCCAAAUUGCGUGCCAGUCAAAUAAAUCUUUUUCGUACGUAAAUUCCAGUAGUAGAUAAAAAAUCGAGUCCUCUAAAUGGCGGAUGUGAAAGAGCAGCCUGAAUGGGGCAUAAAGAUGUCCAAAUACUUUAUAAUUCCCCAACGAUGGAUUCUGGCCAUCAUGGGAUUCUUUGCCAUUUUUAAUGCGUACACCAUGCGGAUAUGUCUAUCUCAAGCCAUCACAGUACUGGUGGUGAAGAGGAACUACACUGUUUUCCACACCGAAGCGAUCUGUGAACCGGAUGCAGAAUCUGAAGCCAAGGAUACGAGGGAGGGAGGCGACUACGAUUGGUCGCAGGAGAAACAGGGUCUUAUCCUGGCCUCCUUUUACAUUGGCUAUAUUGUCACCCAUUUGCCCGGCGGCAUUUUGGCAGACAAAUUUGGCGGAAAGUGGACUCUGAGUCUUGGAAUCUUUUUCACGGCGAUUUUCACAUUGCUCACACCGGUCUGCAUUAUCUAUGGCGGUGCCGAUGCUCUAAUUGUGCUCCGCGUCCUUAUGGGACUUGGUGAAGGAACCACUUUUCCGGCCCUCAGCGUUCUGCUAGCCAGCUGGGUACCGGCAUCGGAGCGCGGAAUGCUGGGAGCCCUCGUACUCGGUGGUGGACAGAUGGGUAGCAUAGCUGGUAACAUUAUUUCUGGAUAUAUACUCGACUCCAUGGACUGGCCAUGGGUAUUCUAUGUUUUCGCGCUGAUCGCACUUGUUUGGUUUGUCAUAUUCACGCUGUUGUGCUUUAGCAGCCCAUUCACGCAUCCAUACAUCAAGCCGGAAGAACGCGCUUUCUUAUCACAGGAGGUACCGCCCCCGGAUAAGAACAAGCCGAAGACACCAUUUGUGGCCAUACUCACAAACAUACCCAUGUGGGCACUGAUCAGUGCUCAGAUCGGACACGAUUGGGGCUUCUAUAUAAUGGUCUCCUACCUGCCAAAGUAUAUGGCAGAUGUGCUGCGGUUUUCGAUAAAGUCCAAUGGCCUCUACUCCUCACUGCCCUACGUUACCAUGUGGGUCCUGUCGCUCGUCAGCGGCUGUGUGGCCGAUCAAAUGAUCAAACGCAACUGCAUGAGCACCAAGAACACGCGCAAAAUCAUGACAGGAUUGGCCGCCUUUGGACCGGCUAUCUUCAUGGUCGCUGCAUCCUAUGCUGGCUGCGAUCGGGUCCUGGUCGUCGCCCUAUUUACAAUCACCAUGGGUCUGAUGGGCACCUACUAUGCUGGCAUGAAGCUCACGCCAUUGGACAUGAGCCCCAAUUAUGCCGGAACUCUGAUGGCCAUCACCAAUGGCAUUGGUGCGAUUACGGGCGUGAUAUCGCCCUACUUAGUGGGUGUGAUGACACCGAAUGCCACCCUCUUGGAGUGGCGAAUGGUGUUCUGGGUCGCGUUCGCCGUUCUUGUCGUCACGGCGAUUGUCUAUUGCAUUUGGGCGUCCGGCGAGGUGCAGCCCUUCAAUGAUGGCACCAAUUCAAACAAGAAGAAGGAAGCAGCGUAAAUUUGAGCUUUAUUAAACGUCGAUUUGUUACUUAUGGACUUUAA
Molecule: messenger RNA, 1680 nt
Organism: Drosophila teissieri
Lineage: Eukaryota; Metazoa; Arthropoda; Insecta; Diptera; Drosophilidae
Product: sialin
Exons: 1
Coding region: 191-1636 (481 amino acids)
Biological process (GO): transmembrane transport; monoatomic anion transport
Molecular function (GO): transmembrane transporter activity
Source: RefSeq, a predicted model, not a curated record